Molecule: messenger RNA, 1901 nt
Organism: Rotaria sp. Silwood2
Lineage: Eukaryota; Metazoa; Rotifera; Eurotatoria; Philodinida; Philodinidae
Source: the annotation of a GenBank genome assembly
AUGAGUAUACAACGAUAUCGUUACAGGCGUUUUGCAAGCAAUGAUUUAACUGUAGCCACAAUAAUGCCGUUAUCAGCCGUUUCAGUUACUUCAUUUGAAUUUUCUUCAUUAGCCACCAAUACGACUACCAGUGCGAAAAGACAAGAAGCUGAAUUUAUGUAUUCACAGUUGGCAAGAGACAUUUUAAUUUCUACGGAAUCAAAUAAGACAGAAAUGCUUGAAUUUUGUCGUCGGCAGUACGCUGAUAAUGAAGCACAGUUACGUUAUAUCAAAGAAUUUGAAGAUCAUUACAAUUCGCAUAAGGCUAUCUUUUGGUAUACGCGUGAUACAUUUCUCUAUCGUCUUCUGAAUAAGGCUUUAAGAGAACAGGACAUUGAUACAUUGUAUUCACUGAGAUAUUUCAUUAGACAUCUUCAUUUACAAUUGAAAGAUUUCCAUUCUAAACAAAUAUCAAUAGAGACAACUGCAGAACGUGAGGAACUAAUCACUGUUUAUCGUGGACAAUUAAUUAAAACCGAGGAAUUUGAACGUAAAAUACGACAUAAUCUUGGUGGCUUUCUCUCUGUAACUAAUUUUCUAUCGACAACAACAGUUAAACAGUUAGCUACCGUGUUCGCUGGUAAUGGUGGUGAAGUUGAUACACAAAGUAUUCUGUUUCAAAUAGAUAUUAAUCAAUCGGUAAAGAAAUUUCCCUAUGCUAAUAUCUCUACAGAAAGUGUAUUUGGUGAAGAAGAAGGAGAAAUUCUAUUUACAAUGGGUUCUGUCUUUCGUAUACUUUCAAUUGAAUCAACUGCCACUAAUAUGUGGUAUAUUCAUUUGAAACUAACUGGUGAAGAAGACAAAGAAUUAAUGAAUUUAAUUGAGUAUAUGAAAGGUGGUCUGGGUACAUUUACGCCUGAAAUUCAUUUAGCAAGACUACUAUUCGAAAUGGCUCAGUAUAAUAGAGCAAUAAAUUUUUUAAACAUAGCUAUGCAAGACUCACAGCUUAUGGAAGAUUUUAUUGCACGUAUUUACAUUUACAAUGAACUCGGAGACAUAUAUAGUGCAAUCAGAGAUAUAGAUAAGUCUGAAGAAUAUUAUAGAAAAGUGCUCGAGAUAGAUGUGAAACAUUUACCGGAACAUCAUCCAGUUGUAAUGGUAAACUAUAGUAUUCGAGCUCGGCUACAUGAGAGAGACAACGAUUUGGAACAAACAUUAUUUUACCAUAAUAAAAUGUUGGAAAUAAGUUUACAACAUCCCGAACAGACUGAAUGUUGGGAUGCUAAUAAUGACUAUAGAAAUAUUGCCGUGAUUUACAAAAAACAGAAACGUUACUCAGAAGCAAUGGAUAUGUGCCGAAAAUCUUUGGAGAUUCAAUUAAAAAUUUUGCCAUACAAUCAUCCAUCAUUUUCUACAACUUAUUGGUGCAUCGCAGAACUAUUUUCUAUACAAGAAAAAUAUGAAGAAGAAAAUCAAUAUUUACAAAAAGCUUUAAAAAUUCAAAACAAUUCAUUACCAUCGAAUCAUCCUGAUUUUAUUAAAACAUAUAGUUAUUUAUCUGCAUCAUACUAUAAACUAGAUAAAUUUGAAGAAGCUUUAAAAUACUUGAAGAAAGCAAAUGAAUUACGAUUGGAACACUUACCAGUAAUGAAAUACUCGAAUGCAGAUAAUUCAAAAAAAGAAUUUCAGAAACGAAUUCGAGAAGCAAAUGAAUUAUUAGAAGUCCUUCAACAGAGAAACGAAAAGAAUUUCCCUUCAGCCAACAGCAAUUAACUUAAAUCAACAUGAAUUCUAUUUGCAACAAAUAUCUACAACGGCAUUUCUUCUUGUCUAUCAUUAUUUAACUUGUAAACUCCUCAAUAAGGGUGUGGGUGUGGGUGUGGGAGGGUGUGGGUGGGUGGGUGUAGGGUGUGGGUGUAGGU